CGUGCCUGUGUGCGUGACGUCAUCGUCCUUAGUAACCCUCCGCGACACAAGACAACAAGAUGGGAUUGCUGUCAAUCCUGCGCAAGCUGAAGAGUACACCGGACCAGGAGGUGAGGAUACUGCUGCUGGGGCUGGACAACGGCGGAAAGACCACCCUGCUCAAGCAGCUGGCCUCUGAAGACAUCAGCCACAUCACCCCCACCCAGGGCUUCAACAUCAAGAGCGUUCAGUCGCAAGGUUUCAAGCUCAACGUUUGGGACAUCGGCGGCCAGAGGAAGAUCCGGCCAUACUGGAGGAACUACUUUGAAAACACUGACGUGCUCAUUUAUGUCAUCGACAGCGCUGACAGGAAGAGAUUUGAGGAGACGGGUCAGGAGCUGGCUGAGCUGCUGGACGAGGAGAAGCUGAGCGGCGUGCCCGUGCUCAUCUUCGCCAACAAGCAGGACCUGCUGACGGCGGCGCCGGCCUCCGAGAUCGCAGAGGGCCUCAACCUGCACACCAUCCGCGACCGCAUCUGGCAAAUCCAGUCGUGCUCCGCCCUCACCGGCGAAGGCAUCCAGGAGGGCAUGAACUGGGUGUGCAAGAGCGUCAACUCCAAGAAGAAGUAGCUUCGCUUCUCAGUGGUCUUCUCCUCAGGAGGACAUGCGACCACACCUCCUGAGUCUUAAACACUACGGGCUCCACCUGUGAAUGUACACACACGCACAACUCAUCCAGCGUGGAGUUUUGAACCUGACUGCUGCAUGCCUACUUCUCCGACUUUUCGUAAUCCAUCCGUCACACUUUAACCACUAACAUUCCCAUUGAGCUGCUGUCUUUCGAGAGGAAGUUUGGCAUUCCCCACUCAUCAUCAGGUCAAAGUGUGUCAUUCUUACUUUUUUCUCUUUAGUAAUCGUUCCAUGCGCUUUCAUGGCUCUGUUUGAUGUGAGGUUUUCUAUUUUUUGUGUUUUAUUUAUGGCAGAGGGAAGUAGUGCGCUUUCACCACCCCCAAACCCACUAAAGAAUGUUACUGUACGUUAUGUAUAAAACAAAAUGAGAUAGAGGACUUUUUAAAUCCACUGUAAAUAGCGUGAGACCCCCUCAUGUGCUCUAUUUUGUAGUCCUCGUACCAGCAGAUUUUUUUGUCCCACUUCUGCGACACCCUUUCGAGCUAGUUUCCUUUUGAUAUUCUCGAAUGUGAUCUGUGCAGAAGUGAAGGUACUGUAUGUGAAUAAAAUAAGAAAAGAA
Messenger RNA from Phycodurus eques (leafy seadragon), 1227 nucleotides. RefSeq names its product ADP ribosylation factor like GTPase 3b (gene arl3b). NCBI's taxonomy places the organism in Eukaryota, Metazoa, Chordata, Actinopteri, Syngnathiformes, Syngnathidae. Gene Ontology annotation, biological process: cilium assembly. Gene Ontology annotation, molecular function: GTPase activity; GTP binding. Gene Ontology annotation, cellular component: cytoplasm; microtubule cytoskeleton. The record is from RefSeq and is a predicted model, not a curated record. The coding region runs from base 60 to 608 and encodes 182 amino acids. The transcript is spliced from 6 exons.